Messenger RNA from Suillus clintonianus, 3150 nucleotides. RefSeq lists its product as uncharacterized. The record is from RefSeq and is a predicted model, not a curated record. The coding region runs from base 1 to 3150 and encodes 1049 amino acids. The transcript is spliced from 20 exons. Lineage: Eukaryota; Fungi; Basidiomycota; Agaricomycetes; Boletales; Suillaceae.
AUGCUCAUGCGCUUUCACUUUGGUCUUGGAGUGGGUCAUGCAUACUCUCACCAUCGCCUGACGCAGCCGGAGCUUCACCCAGAAGGCAGUACAGCGCAUGCAGCUUUUACCCAUGAUGUUGAAGACCCUGGGGAAAUAGAUGGAGUUGGGGGCGAAGAGGACAGUGAAGAUGACGAUGAAGAUGACGGUACUGAGAGCGGAUCAGAUAUCGAGCAGAGGUUCGGUUCCAGCGACGAAUCAUUAUUAGAUCAGUUCGAUGAGAUACGAUAUGGCAUCGCCAACUUUCAAUUCGGUAGCCUCACUCUCUUACAGAAGCCAUUCUGUUUUGUAGGAUAUCUAGCGGUUGGGUCUCGACCAAUCCUCUACGCACUGUAUUGUUCAGCCAUCCGCCUUGAGGCUCUUAAGUUGCAUGUCGAAGUCAUAGCGUAUGUGUUGCCGCUUACUCCUCACAAUUCCAUAUGGGAAUCGUGCGUGGAGGUACCUAUAUUCGUCGCCAAGGCGCACAAUGCACCCGACGCCCCACCCGUGAACUUGGACUUGAACGCCAUCUGGUCAAGGCCGAGUAACGACGGUGUCCUUCUACAUGUGUAUGCAUGGGGCAAUGGCCAUAAUACAAUUAUCGUCGAUGCUAUAUUUCCGUCUGGGCACGACCACGAGGCUUAUCCCGAGUUUGACGAUGCUGUUCUUGCAGAACUGUCGGAGCUGCUGGGUUCGCUCCAUGAAGGUUCAGUUGUGCCAGACACUUCCCUGGCCUCGUCAGCUAUGCCAGACUCCUCCCUGGCCUCAUCAGUUGUGCCAGACUCCCGCGGGCUAUCCUCUAUCGCACACAGUCACAAUGAUGACCAACCAAACAAUACACCCACCCGCAGCGACUCAGAAAGCUUGAAUGAUAUCCAGCUCAAGUAUCCGCAAUGGCAAACCGUUCUGGUCCGCUUGCGGAUUCUCAUGAGGCUCGAUAUUUGCUGCGGGGCAUGUGGGAACCCGUUCUUGCUCACCCAUAUAUCAGGUGCUGAACAUAAAGCUCGUUUCGUCGCCAAUCUCUUCGAACGAAGCCUGGCUGAACUCCGAUUGACUCGCGCAGAGCUGUGCUCCAUCAGGGCGACUGAUGGGUCCGAAGUGACGGUAGAAGAUAUUUUGGUAUUGGCCGCUAAAUGGGUGUCGGCAUUACUUUCUGACACCAAACGAUUGGCAAAAAUUGCGAUCUUAGACCCCCGACCGCCCCUGGGCUUUAGCAUCAUAGACCUCCCACUGGAAAUACUCAUUGAGAGAUGUGUAGUCCUGCUACACCGAUUCCUGCUUCCAAAUUCGGGUCGCCUGCCAAUUGCGGACAAUGGCCUUGCAUGGUUUCUCAUGAAGGAGAUUGCGAAAUCACUCGUAUAUCAUCUCGUGUUCUGGCGCAGCGUAUCAGCCACAGUCCCAGUAGUUUUGGCUGAUAUUGCACCGGGGAUCUUCAGGAAUGCCCCACAUCCACCCAUGGAGACGUUAGCAUUUGUGGGGGCCUCCUGUUAUGGCUCUAUCCUCCAACGGCUGGGGGAGAUUUUGAAGGCGAUGUCAAAAGCGGGGAAGUCCACAACCGUCAACGUAUCGCAAUAUCCGCCAGUCAGCCAGGUCUAUGAUGAACUUCUUCAAACGGUUGUCCUCUUAUUUGCACAGAAGGACGACCCAGGAUACCCGGCAUUUGUGAACCGCAUGGCACAGUUGUGCAACAUUACCACAGUCCCCACAUGUCCAAGUCAGAUCAAGGAACAUAGUGCGCGCUAUAUGCAUCAAAGCCCACCGUAUUAUAUCAAGUCGCUCACGAACACUACAGGCUUUUUCUCACUUCCAAACAAGGAAUUACCGCUACAAUUGCACAGCCACCGCUACUCAAGGCUAUUCAAUGAUUCAUCGCUUGGAGACCGCUGUCGCAAGCCUUCUUGUAUUAAUUCUGCGUUGCCUCAUAUCCCCACCACUCCCUCAACAAAGCACAUUCUUGAGAUCGAACACGCGGAGAAUGCGCUCAAAUCUUGGCUUCGCAAACGGGGACGCGAAAUUCUUCCAGACUCCCUCUUCGUCACAAUUUCCGUGCUGUUUGCAUGGGUCGAUCCCCUUGACCUCAUAGCUGUCAUACAAGUGAGCCUCAGAGUGGUUGCAAUGGAAAAGCUCUUCCAGCAACCAGAGCUCACUUGCAUCUCAUUCCUCCUACAAGGAGGGCGAUGCUACAUGGAGGAGAGGAUGUAUCGCGCUCAGAUGGAAGUUACUUUAUUCAGUAAAGCUAUUGCAAACUUGUGCGAAGAGUUUGGCAUCAGGUGUCGCCCAUCUCUAGUACCCCUGCCAGAGCAGCACACUGGGUAUAUAAGUGCGUGCCAAAUGCCGCCUCCCCCGGACGAAUUUGAGGGCUUUCAGCUUCCAACUGCUGCACAUGUCAAAUGCCAGAAAUGGCUUUCCAUGUCAUCAGAAUUCAUAGUAGAUUUCCCGCAAAUUCAAGAAGUCCCUCAGCUUUACGAAAACCUCUUAAGGCUCAAUGGUCAAUUCCUUUCCCUUCCUUUCUUGAUGAAGUCUUGGGUCGGUAGUGUCACAUAUCGCGCCUACAUCAGCGCAUUCUGUGCCGACUGUGCCGACACCAAACUCCUAGGCAUUAACAUCGACAAUAGCCCUAAAUCAGAGAAGGAGAAACCCCUGGACGUUCUGAAGUCCGAUCUUCAUAUUCUAGAGCUGAAGAAACAUCGUGCACAGGCCGAAGUGGAGAUGUUUUCAGAAGCUAUAGCACGCACUGCGGGGCCUCGGUCUGAGGAUGGUCAUCUGUACUACCCCUACCGCCGUUUUUAUUGUUUCGAUUACCGAUUAUGGGAUUCUCGCGUUAAGGGGCAAAACAUUGGACCCGCUAGUAUUCAAGACGACCCCGCCACAUCCUCUCCAACAAUGCGUAAGUGCCAACGCACGGACCUCAAUUUGGUAAAUCCAGUCGUUGCGGAUCCUCAACAACCUCACCAACAUCUCCCUCAACCAGUACAACAAACCGGCGUACCAGAAGAUGGUUUCAUUCAUGAUCAGGAUGCCGCAGAGAGUGGUGGAGACGACGAUGAGGAGGAGGAGAAACCAAAGUCGGACAAGAAGGGAGGAAGGCGAAAGAUUAAGAUCGAAAAUGAGACGUCACAUAACAUUCUCUAA